Molecule: messenger RNA, 4221 nt
Organism: Elgaria multicarinata webbii
Lineage: Eukaryota; Metazoa; Chordata; Lepidosauria; Squamata; Anguidae
Gene: SLC16A10
Product: solute carrier family 16 member 10
Exons: 6
Coding region: 254-1885 (543 amino acids)
Biological process (GO): transmembrane transport
Cellular component (GO): membrane
Molecular function (GO): monocarboxylic acid transmembrane transporter activity
Source: RefSeq, a predicted model, not a curated record
CGCGCGCGCGCGUGUGUGUGUGAGGCGGUGCAGGCGCAGGGUGGUGGUCGCUUCAAACAUAUGUAGGAGAGAGAGAGAGGCGCUACGUCGUCACAAGAGCGCGAGAGGAACCGUUUCCCGCGGAUAAGUUAGAUACAUAAUAUCCCCGUUCCCUCUUCGGCUAGGCGGGGGAUGGUAGCGGUACCGAGGAAGCAGUAAUCGCUUCUCCUCAGGCCGCCUCAGUCGUCGAUUUAGCGCUGGUGCCGCCGCGAGUAUGUCUCCCGUCAGCGAGGAGCUGGGAGCAGGGGACGCCUCCGCCGCCGCCGCCUCCACUGCCGCCACGGCGCCCGUGCUCGAAGAAAGCGAGGAGGUGGACGGCGAAGAGAAGCAGGAGAACGGGGAAUGGUGCCCGCACGAGGUGCCCCUUGCCUCGGCAGAGGGAGCCGGGGAAGCUCCCCUGAUGACGGCCGUCGUGGCGGCGGCGAUUCCUCCGGAGAAGAAGAAAGAGAAGGGGGAACUGCUGCAGCCCAGCCAGCAGCCCAGCCAGCAGCAGGAAGACGCAGCGUUCGAGCCCCCUGAGGGCGGCUGGGGCUGGCUGGUCAUGCUGGCCUCCAUGUGGUGCAACGGGGCGGUCUUCGGCAUCCAGAACUCGUGCGGGCUCCUGUUCAAGUCCAUGCUUAAGGAAUUCGGAGACCCCAAAGACCCGCAACUAAUGUUCAGGACAGCUUUGGUGAAUUCCCUCUCCAUGGGAAUGAUCUUCUUCUGUUCUCCCAUAGUCAGUAUAUUUACCAACAUGUUUGGCUGUCGAAUAGUAGCUGUUGUUGGAGCAGCAGUGGCUUUUGUUGGGCUCCUUUCAAGCUCAUUUGUAAGCUCACUUGGACCUCUCUACUUCACUUAUGGGAUCUUAUUUGGCUGUGGUUGCUCAUUUGCCUAUCAGCCAUCCCUGGUCAUUUUGGGACAUUAUUUCAAGAAACGCCUGGGACUGGUGAAUGGCAUUGUCACUGCUGGCAGUAGCUUGUUUACUGUAACACUUCCUUUUCUUUUAAAUAUCCUUAUUGACUCAGUUGGCCUAUACAACACUUUCCGGGUCCUGUGCAUACUUGUGUUUGUUCUCUUCCUGGCUGGCUUUACUUAUAAGCCUCUCAUUCCUAGUGCCAAAGGAAGUGGGAAAAAGGGCAAGUUCAAAUUUCCUCCAGCAAAGAAGAUUUUCAACUUUUCCAUUUUCAAAAUUUUGAGUUAUCGAAUCUGGGCUUUUGGGAUCCCAGUUGCCUUAUUUGGAUACUUCAUACCUUAUGUUCACCUACUGAAUCACGUGAAAGAACGCAUUGGUAAAGAUGUGCCAGAUGUGACUCUUCUGCUUUGCCUUGGAAUUACUUCAGGAGUUGGACGAUUGCUCUUUGGCAGAAUUGCAGAUUAUAUUCCUGGUGCAAAAAAGGUUUAUCUACAGGUGAUUUCAUUUUUCUUCAUUGGCCUGAUGUCUAUGAUGAUUCCACUAUGCCAGUCCUUUGGAGGUCUCAUUGCUGUCUGCCUCUUCAUGGGUCUUUUUGAUGGCUGCUUCAUUAGCAUUAUGGCACCUAUUGCCUUUGAGCUAGUUGGUGCAGAGCAUGUUUCUCAGGCAAUUGGAUUCCUUUUGGGCUUCAUGUCUAUACCCAUGACAGCUGGUCCACCUAUUGCAGGAAAGCUACGUGAUCACCUAGGAACUUAUGAUGUAGCAUUCUACCUAGCAGGAGUUCCCCCUAUUAUUGGAGGAGCUAUAUUGUGUUUCAUCCCAUGGGUGCAUGAAAAGAAGAAAUCCAAAGAACAAGCUAAUCCUGUGGAUGGGGAAACUAUUGAUAAAAUGCUGGAAAUCAAAAGCACCACGGACUCAUUUGAGAAACCCAGCAAAGAAUCAGAAUCUGUUAUUUAAUGCUGUUAUUUCCCCCCUUGCCAGAUUGAAUUUAUUUUUAUAAAAACUAGGUUAGCUUUCUGUUUAUGAAUUGAAUGUACCAUAUGAUUGUACUUAAAAAUCAAAGCCACAACAAGAACCAUAUAGUAGUGGUGAAGGUUAAAACAAAAUUGCUAACAGCUAAGAAGGCCUUUCACUUGUUUCUGGAUACAAUUUCAAAAUGCAUUUCUACAUAUACAUGAGGUUUUAUAGCAUCAGAACAUAUACUAGUGAUGUGUAUGUAAGAAGAACUUUAAACAAAACCAAACACACAUAUGACUGCAUUUCUGGAACUCAAAAACUCUGCCAUUUUUAUUAACUGAACCUUUCAGAAUGCCUUCAGUAGUUUUAUAACCCAUCCAGUGGAAUGAUUCAUCUGGAACUUAUAGUAGCAUCUGAUCUUUUAAAGCUAGUAUUGUUAAACUUUUAAAAGUUCUGUGGGGUUUGUCUGUGUGGAUUCACAGCUUUUAAAAACCCUCUUAAAGUCACAUCCUAUAUGGAGUUAGACGUGUCUAUUGAUUUCAGUUGUUUUAAAAAUGCCUAGCUCUGCAUAGGAUUGCAGCCAUAGCCUUUCAGCAAUGGUUUUCUGGAGAAUUAAACUAUGAAACAUAACUUUGUAAUACAAUAUUUACAUCUUUUAUUUUUUUUUGUAAAUCUUUAGUUGAUUAAUUCUGCAAUAGGACCCUUCUUGCAUUGCUUCUUAGUUCUCAGUAUUUCAAAGAUGGAUGGCAUUGUGGCAAUUUUAUAACUGCCUUACUUUAAAUAAUUGAAUUAAACUGGUGAGUUAAUACAAGUUAUUCAUGUGAAUGUGGAAAGGUAUAUUCUAAAAUAACAUUAUUUUUAUAUCAUCUUUAGUGCCUAUUACAGUAGUUCUUUGCUAAUGGGUUGCUAGUAAUAUUAAAACCAACACAGAUGUGAAUGCCUUUAGAUAGAAUGCUUUCUCCUUGGUGCAUAAAAACACAUCCAAGGAAGAGUGAAUGGAUUCAGGACAGAUGCUGAUACCAACAUUGCAACGCAGACGUUUUAGCUACAUCUCCAUGUUUUGAACUACAUGCUAUAACCUGUUAAUAUUCCAUAAUCUGUCCCAUAGUAGUGACCUCCUGCUCCUUGAUUUUUUCUUAUAUGGUCUAUGCUUUCUUCCAGUAUAUACACCCCAGUGUCUGUAUGGUCACUGAAAGCGUUCCAGCCUUCAGUUGACUGGUCUAAAACCAUUCUGCCCAAAUGACUUCCUUUGCUUUCUAGACUUUGAGCAUUGAGAAUCCCAUACACUGUAGAAAAGAAGUAAUAGAAAACACAUUUGCAAUAGCUUCUUUAAAGGAGAUUCUGAGCAUCAGAUAACAGGUAUAGCUCCCACUAUAAGAAUAGAUGUACAAGACCUGAGAGGCUUGCAAAAGCUAUGUGUGCACAGGAUGUAUAUGUUUCUCUUAAUAUACUGCUUUCAGACCAUUUGGCCAUAGCUUUAAAAGACUAACAGUUUGCUGCUACUUCACAAAUAUUGAUUGAAGACUAAAGAAAAUGUUUUCAGUCUCUCCUGUUAUGUCAUACUAGGAAAGUGAACCUAUUGCCACUUGGCACAACUUCACUACUACCAUUCUGGCCAGCAACAUUUUUAUCACUGUUUUAUUUUUUAUCAAUCCUUUAAUUAGCACCAAAAUCUUUGUUCAGCUAUAUUUUUUACAAGUUUUGAAACCAUUUGGGCAAUAGCACUUAAACAAAGCACUUUAGUGCAAAUUAAAUAAUUGAUAAAAAGAUGCGUGAAAGCAAAAUUGCAUGCGCAGCUGAAUUGGCCCUUCCCUGCCAUAUGGUUAUGUCACACACCCACUAAUGUGAAUGGAACUCAGCAGCAGUAUUUACAAACCAAAAAGGUGCAGCAAGUGUGCAUUUAAGUUCAACUGUAGUUGAGCUUUAAUGCACACUGACCUUUCUGUUUCAAAGCUUAUACAUUGUUUAAAGCUGCCAUCCAAUGAAAGUUUAGGAAGAAAAAAGUCCCACAAUUCCCAGCAUUCCCCAGCCAGUCAUGGUUUUUUUUCUGUCUAAAUAUGCAUACAAUGUUCUAAACAUGUAUAAGAUGUUCUGUUGAAACAUGCGUAGACUAUUGCAAUACACAAUUGCUCUGGUUAGAAGCAUAAUUAUUUUACUAUGAACAUGCAAUGUCUACAUCUAUAUGUAUAAUACAAUGCAAAUGUUAAAGUAAUCUAGACAAUUUUUGAAUGUAUUAUUACUUGUCAAUAAGUGCCCAUUUGUGGAUAAGUCCCUGCCACAUGCACUGUUUUUUAAUCUCUGAAGGUUUUUUUAAUAAAGAGACCAAAAAGAAGCGA